AUGAUACUACCACUAUACGCACUGUUGCUAACUCCACUGGUCAAUGCAUGGACCUUCGGCUAUACCAACGCAACCGAUGCUACUGAAAUCGCCCGUGGCGGUGAGGCACAGGACUGCACAACCUCCCCCAUCGGCAAAGAAAAGCCUUUUACCUGGGAUCCUGAGGGAUCAGAUCUAUGCGUCUCUAUAUACCGCGACACCAAGUGUGCUUCCAGGGCGGGAUACUCAUGCGGAGUGUGGAGGAAGAAUGCCAGUGAAUCUUUUGCGGCUUUCGAUGUCCUGCUUGAGAAGGAAAUUGAUGCCAAAGACCAAACUGCCACGCUUGCUUUGACCUCAACGUCUACAUCGGCUACAUCCACAUCCACAUCUUCAUCCUCAUCCGUGUCCUCGACGUCGGCAUCCGCUACCACAACCCCUACCAAGUCCGGACUCUCUGCAGGAAAUGACAACACCGGCUCCUCCUCUAAUCCAUCACUAUCCGGCGGUGCUAUUGCAGGUGUUGUCGUUGGAGUUGUAGCUGCGGUUGCCAUUAUCGUUGCCUUGGCUGUGAUCUUCAUGAGGAAGAGGAACAGAAAGAAUGCACCGGUUGCUAGCCAGCAUGGUGGUUAUGGGCCCCAUGAAGCGGAUGCUACUGGAUCAUCCAUCAGCGGUACUACGGCAGUUACAGAGAAGGGAACUGAUUCUGUUGCACGACCAUUCAGACCUCCCCCUGGAUCCCAUGUUGUUGAGUUGGCUGGUGACGAAGGGAGUGCCGAGUUGGGCAACAGUCCAAUCAGUGAGAUGGAUGGGAACAGCACCAAACGAGAUUUUAAUCGGGUCUAA
Molecule: messenger RNA, 822 nt
Organism: Penicillium verrucosum
Lineage: Eukaryota; Fungi; Ascomycota; Eurotiomycetes; Eurotiales; Aspergillaceae
Exons: 1
Coding region: 1-822 (273 amino acids)
Source: RefSeq, a predicted model, not a curated record